Lycium barbarum (goji berry) is the source of this 868-nucleotide messenger RNA. Its product is annotated as putative F-box protein At1g65770. The transcript has a single exon. NCBI's taxonomy places the organism in Eukaryota, Viridiplantae, Streptophyta, Magnoliopsida, Solanales, Solanaceae. Gene Ontology annotation, molecular function: protein binding. The coding region runs from base 1 to 837 and encodes 278 amino acids. The record is from RefSeq and is a predicted model, not a curated record.
AUGCAUGAUUGGUCGGAACUUCAACAUGAUCUACUAGUUCUAAUAGUUAGAAAUUUAAAUUUGAUUGAAGACUACCUUAACUUCGGUACUGUCUGCAAAUCAUGGCAUUCCCACACUGAAGAGCCACGGGCCUUUAUCAAGCAAGCAGUUCUGUCAGCUAAUCCUUCUCAUACAUCUGACUACAUUCUCAUGGUCAUUUCGGGACCCCAUGACCAACUUUGUUUUUGGAGACCAGGAGAUUUGUUAUGGACCAAUUAUAUUAAGGAACCGACCGCUUACCUGCGUUUUACUGAUGUGGUAUAUUCCAAUUGCCAAUUUUAUGCAGUCACUAGUAGAGGCAGGGUCCAAGUCUUUGUUGUUAUUGGCCAUAGACUCACUAAAUGUCGUACCGUAGCGCAAAUAGCUAAUCAACAUUCAGAACAGUUCUACAUCCUGGAAUCACUAGGAUCAUUGUUUGUAGUUAUGCAAAGUGGUAAAGAAAUAAGAGAUCCCGGAGAUGAUAAUGAAGUGCUGACCUAUGGAACAACACAUUUUCAUGUUUACCGGGUCAAUUUAGCUGCUCGCAAAUUGAAGGAAACCAGGGAUAUAGGGGACCGAUCUUUUUUUCUGGGUGCUAAUGCUUCUCUUUCGGUCCAAGCUGCUCAAUUUCCAGGAAUUAAGCCCAAUCAUAUAUAUUUUACAGAUAAUUGGUUGGAUGCAUACAUCCAUCUUGAAGAAGGAGGUGGCUUGGACAUGGGGGUGUUCAACAUAGCAGAUGGCAGUGUCCAGCCGCAUUAUGAUGGUGUUUCCCUCAGUCUUGUUUGUCCUCCAAUUUGGGUCACACCAACUCCCAGUUGAGUGAGUCAUCUUUACUUAUUCACUCUAUUCA